Xyrichtys novacula (pearly razorfish) is the source of this 6359-nucleotide messenger RNA. NCBI's taxonomy places the organism in Eukaryota, Metazoa, Chordata, Actinopteri, Labriformes, Labridae. The record is from the annotation of a GenBank genome assembly.
ACGAUGCACUGUGCUGCUCCGGUUGCUAAGGAACCACUGAACGCAGGUAAUACAUCAGGACAGCAGCUGUAGCACGUUAGCUUGCAAACAGGCUUCCUAACACAGCUAGAGCUACAACUAAAGCCAUCUCAUCUCUUGUCAGCUAUUCCUGACUCUUUGUGGAACAAUGAAAGGCUGCAAUUCGAAUAAUGUCAACCUUCUGACCGAAAGCAGACAUACACAGUGAAGGCAAAAUAACGCUGUUAGUUGGGGACACUUGUUAUUCUAGGAGCUAAUGAAUGUUAGCGGCAGAACAGGCUAAUAACUUGAUGCUACUCCGGCUGCAUCGUGUUGACCAGCUAGCUUGUGAAUACUUUGCUUAUCGGUCAAAGUUUAUAACCGAUUAAGCCACUGUACCAUGUCCUAAUAACAGAAGUCUUUUUUUAAGGGCACAUGAUUUUCAUUUAACUCACUCUGAAGGUAAGGCGUAAGAUAUAAAAAAAUGUUAUCUUUUUAUGACAAGCUGCGCAACACCACCUCAAACUCGUUUGUAUCAUUCAAUGAGCGUCAUGUGUCAUAAGACUAGACCUACUUAAUUAACCCCUCUGUCAGUCGUAAUAAUGCUAUAUUUUUUGAUGAGAAUAUAAUACAACCGGGCAGUUUACUUAAAGUAAUGGGGUUUUCUUUGUAAGAUUAUUAAGACUUAAAGUUUAACAUUGGUUGCCUUGACUAGUAUUAAAGAAAAUUGAGUUAUUCCGUGGGGUAAAGAUAUGUGACAGUCACCGACCGGUGCUCAGCCUGUGCUGGUGAGGAAGCAGGUCCUCUGGCAUGUGGAACUAGGCUAGCAUUGUAGCAGCAUGUUUGCCACAAGGAAGAAGGCCCCAGAGGCCACAUCUGAUUGCCACUAUCAAGUACUGUGGCAGAAUCUUACUAGCAAGCAGCUUAAUACCAGAUUUUUUUGACACUGAUGCUGGUUUGUCAGCAUUUUAUGUGCUCAAGAGUUAAGGUUCUAAAGUCAUACAGAGAGAAGUGUAAUGGUUAAAAUGGCCUUUUUAUAUUUCAGAGUUUCUAUACUGUCUGCUAUAAUUUCAGAUUCUGAUGCACAUUGUUGGAUGUCUUGCACAUGCUUGUCAAAGAUUAUGGUUAAAUGUGUGGACUGAAUGAUAUUUAAAACCAGUAAAAGAUAAUUUUAUGUGACCUGGACAAUUUAUCUGGACAAUGCAUGUAAUUCAAAAGACGUUUAGGCUACCCUACUUUCUGGGCAUAUCACACCAUUUUGAGCUUUCCUGGGUAAUAUAAGCCCUUGAGACAUGGUCACUGAUCUUUUGUCCCUCUUGCAAAGUUACUAUGGCAUGCUUCCAACCCCUAUCGCCAUUCUUUUUUUCACACACUUCCCCCAUCCUUGCCCCUUGAGUCUCUCCAUCCCCCCCUCAUUCCCAUCACAAUUCACAACUUCAGCCACUGGUGUUUAUUGAACCCAGCCUACUUUGACUGCCAUCAUAUUGCUACAAAGGAUUUUCAGUUGUGAUAUAUUUGUCAUAUUUCCUGUAGGACUACUCCAUGUCUGUAGCCUAAAUAAGAAAUGUUCAUGAUCACCGUGCAUGAGGGAAUUUGAAGUGUUUCUUUGUUCUGGGUCUCUUCAUGUCUGUGUGCACUCUCUGCCUUUGUGAACAUGAACCUCUGCCUCUCCUCAAGGCUGGAUCUGGUGAAGUAAUACAUAAAAAUACUGAACAAGUGUGUUAAAAUGACUGACUAUGAACUUUUCUCACUCUUAUCAUAUAUUUGACGUCUCUGACAGGCAAUUCAUACGUUACUGCUGAAUUAAGUAAUUUCUCUGAUAUGUGUCUGACCAGUAUCAGUUGAUCAUCCACAUUGUUACAUAAGGAUCCCUUUUCAUUUGUAUCUCUAGGUGGCCUGAAGAUGAUGGUGGCAUAGUGAGAAAGCUGGUCAGUCUGGCUGGUUGAGGUGUUGAGGGGACACCAUAAACCACGCCAGAAUUCUGACUAAUAGAUUUGCACUGCCCCCAGUUAAUCUCCUCCUCAUCCCCAUGUCUAACCCUGGAUUUUAGCUACAGUUAUGGUGACGCUUAUCACAGAGCAGCUCCGGAAGCAGAGUUUGGAAGAGCCUUACUACAAGGCUUUCUCAUUUAAUGUGAAUGCGGUGAGUUGUAUACGAAACAAGCCUUGGGCCAUCUCUUUUCUUCUACAUUCAUUUUAUCUAAUGGGUGCUUAAUUUGAAUUAAAGCGAUCAUAUUUCUGUUCCAGUCCUUACCUGCAGUGGGCUCAAGUCCCACUGUGUCAUGGAGUGCUUGCAGAUCAACACAAGGCAAGUUCGUUAGUCUAAAUGCAGUUUUUAUAGCCUACUAGUGGCAGCACGUGUUUAAAGUUUUUCUUUUACAUUUUUUAGAAACCAGCUCUGCUAUACACCCACCAUACACAACCAACCCCCAGGAUGAUUCCUGUGAGCCAGACUCUUUAUGGCGCACUUCUCGGUCUGGAGAAUUUCUUCAUAGACCAGAGGUCUCCUUCACAGACACGGCUCUCCAAAGCUCCCCUCCACCACCUCCGAAACGUCACUGCCGGUCCCUCUCUGUACCAGAGGACUUGUCUCGAUGCCGCUCUAACUGGCACCCUUGUGCAUCUAAGGUUUGGACCCCGGUCAAACACGGCUGCCAAAGUGGAGGAGCAUCUAGUUCAGGCUCUGGAGCCAGCUCUCUGCCACGAUGUGGUCCCAGUUCCUCCUUCACCUCAUCGUCCCUUCACUCAUCUUCUAGCCCCACCUUUUUUAGCUUAGCACUGUCCUCUGACUCCCCAUUACCAUGGAGCUUCCCCUGGGACUCCACUGACAAACUAAGAGGAACAUGUUCUGCCUCCUUUGCAACCCCUUCCUCCUGUUCUUCUUCACCAGCCCCCCUGAUUUCUCACUCAGUGCUGCAGCGUCGCUUCUCCCUCUCUCCUGUGCAUAUUCAGGAUGCCUCUGCAGUUUUGCUGCCCCCCCAACCCUCCCCUGCUUCUGCUCUGACUUAUGGCUGUUCUGGCAUGGAGCACCCUGCCCUGUCCCCAUCUCCCACCUCUGCCUGCAGCACCCCUUCCUCUUCUAGGCGCCACCUGCAUGCUGCUCUCCCUCGAUGCCACUCACAGCCCUGUGACAUGCGCAAACCUCGUCUGAAAAGACGCCACGACCCAGAUGUGUUCCCCUGCCCCAGACCAGGACUUGACUUCAGUAAAAUGACACAGGUGAGCCAGAAAGUCUGGGUCUGAUACCCUUUUUUCCUGUAUUCAGGCUGUUGCAUAUAGAGAUACCACAUAGCUUAGUAUGGUGAGCUAUCAGCAGCUUGGGAUGAUGGGUUCUCAUGUUUUUUGUACUAUAGAGACUGAAGUACCUGAGUAGGCAUCAGGCAUGAAAGGGUCUCUUACAAAUCUGUUGCAGCACAGCUAUGCUUGGACUCCAACCUAUCCAUCUAGCUGAUUUCACACUAUGUAUUGGAACAAUAGACGAAAAAGUGAGAACUUCACUUACAGGGAACUUUUAUGAUGUACUCUGCACACUACAGUAACAUUUUUGUGCAUCACCAUUACAAACCAGUCAGUUCCCUCUUAAAGAAGGUAGCUACAAAACCAUAUUCUUCUCUGUAUGUGUCAGGUAUUCAAUUAGACUUUAAUAAAAAUACAAUAAUAACAUUCUGGAGUUAGAAUGUUAAGAUUGGUCAUGGGUUUAUUAUUAUUUUUGUUUUUAGAUCAUGUGACGCAGAAAGUCAAGCCAAUUAAAUAUACGAUGAGUUAACCUGUAUAUGACUAAGAAACAGGCCAGCUGAGUUGCCACAGCACUGCCUGGAUCUUCCUUGAUGUGGAUUCUGAAAAAACAGAUAACUUUAGUGGUCAUGGGAAUGGAGAUUACGGUGGACUAUUAUUGUUUGAGGUGUGUCAGUGCAAACUUUUCAAAUGAUACCAUUUAACAAUGACUCCUUUCUUCUUUGCAGAUUGGAAACCAUGAAAACCUAGUGGGUGCCACAGGUGGCUGCUUAGUCCAGGUGUCUUCCCAAGCAGAGCAGCGAUCAGCCUUCUCCCCCGCAGAGUUUCUGGGACGAGCAAGCAUUGGACCACUCAGUGAAAGUGAAGAGGAGGAGGACGAAGAAGAUGAUGAAGACAAAAGAAAUAGGACCGUUGUAGAUGGAGGACAAAAGAUUGUUUUUGAAAGAGAUUGCACAGAGCUGGACUUGAACCUUAUAGAAGAGAACUGAAUGCUUCCUGGUGCUCCCAGUAUGAUACUGCAUUCAUAACUAUGUUAAGCACACGUGUAGAUUUUGUGUGCUCCUUUGGCUAAGAACUGGGAACCUGUUGCAAUAUACACUCAGAGUGCGUAAUCAAAAACCAAGCAGUUAGACGCUAAUAUCAGAUUACAGUAAUAUAGAAAAAUGUGCAUGGGCGAGUGAGCUAGUUUUCAUCCACAAAGAAUUGAUAAUAUUUCUUCAGUUGUUUAAAGCAUUGGUCUAUGACCCAACAAGGUUACAUACUGCAUCCUCAUGAAAUAACGUUACAUAAUGAAGUGAGUAAAUGGGCAUUAAUAAUCUAUCUGAAUUAUUUGGGAAAACUGUAAGAGCCAAAGUUUGAUUGGAUUUAGAUUUGUGCCUCCUAAUGACCUAUCAGACCCCCCCCCCCCCUUUGUGUUUGGAUUUUUUUAGUUUCCAAAUGACUGCGUUGGUUUUUAGAGGUGUACAUAAUGUGCAGGUCUGAACAGUGAUGGACAGAGCACACUACUUCAUUCAAGUACACAUACUGCUAUUCAAAUAUUAGUCCAAUACAAGUUAGAGAUACUCAGUUAAGUUGUUAACUGAGUUGAAGUACUUCAAAAACAUUGAAACUUCUUUUUAGAAAAAAUGCAUCAGUGCAGUCAAGACUAAUUGGGUUUACAUUCUGCUACAUUAUGGUAAUUUAGAAAAACUAAUUGAAACAGAAAAUAUUUAAUACUCAAAUGCUACAAAUUUCCAGAUUUGCUGUGCCAAAAUAAUUGUAAUAAUAUUGGGAACAACCAGUGAUACCUGAUGAUAAGGGAAAGUGUCAGACAGACUUUAAACCAAGAAAAAAUAAUCAAAAUUCAACAAUCACACACAGACUGUAGCUGCAGUGGUUAAAUCUUUGUGCUGUUAACAGAGUUGGUAUUUAAAAAGUACAAAUCAUUUUUAAUUAAAAAAAAAAACCUUAACAUUUUCCACAAAAUAAUCAGCCAAGUAGUGAAAAUGAGAACAGUCAUGGAACUGUAGUGGAGUCAAUACAAAAAUAUCUAUUGUUCAAAUGUAGUGAAGUAAAACCAAUUAAAGUAUAGGGAUAAAACGGUACCUUAGUACUCAAGUAAAUUUACUUUGUCACUGUCCACCACUGGGUCUAAAUAUUACUUUGUAGGCCACAAACACUCUUAACAAAAUUAAUGCUCUGCUGCAGAUUUGACAAAAAAAUGCUUCAACUUUUAUUGAUCCUCUGUGACUAACUUACCAUGCCCUUAUUUGUGGCAACAACAUCAAUGUAAACUCUUUUUGUUUGAGCUGAAAGAAAGGCUCCUCCUAUUGUUCAUCACUCUUGGGAAACAACAACUCUGAUGAAACUGUAGGAUGGUCAUAACUUACGCUUGACAUUUAGAAUUCUUGGUGCUCUGGUCUUCUUUCCACAGCCAGACAUUUAUCUCUGAUGUCUAUUAGCACUGACUGAGGUAGUUUUCAACAGGUGGUACAUGCACUAUAAUAAACAUAAAACAACUGAGUCAAUGCUGCGGCUGGACUCUGAAGGGCACAAUGUAUUGUACAGUGUUAAAGCGAGUGUAAACACAAAGCUAGCUUUAUAUAUACACAGUACAGGCCAAAAGUUUGGACACACCUUCUCAAUCAGUGCAUUUUCUUAAUUCUUGUUACUUUUUUAAUUGUAGAUUCUCAGUGAAGGCAUCAAUACUAUGAAUGAACACAUGUGGAAUCAUGUGCUUAAAGUGUGAAAUAACUGAAAACAUGUAUUACAUUUUAGAUUCCUCAAAGUAGCCACCCUUUGCUUUUUUGAUAGCACUGCAAACUUUUGCUGUUCUCUCAAUGAGCUUUAUGAGGUAGUCACCUGAAAUGGUUUUUACUUCACAGGUGUGCCUUGUUAGGGUUACUUUGUGACUGACAGAGUUAGUCACUAAGUACUUCUGUCAUCAAGAGCCAAGGGUGGCUAUUUUAAAGAAAAUAGAGUAUAAAUCACACUUUAGUGCAAAGUUCCACGUGUUCAUUCAUAGUUUUGAUGCCUUCAGUGAUAAUCUACAAUGUAAAUAGUCAUAUAAAAAAAUAAAGAAAAGACAAUGAAUGAGAAGGUGUGUCAAAACUUUUGGCCUGUACUGCAUGUAUAUAUAUAUAUAUAUAU